CCUUCCUCUCCCCCCCCCCGCCCACACAGCCUUUCCCGCCUCCUCCUCCGGCAGCCAUGCGGGUGUGCCCGCGCCUCGUGGCGCGGUGCCGUCCCCUCUCCAACCCACCCCUCCUCCUCCUCCCCCCCGCUCUCCCCUUCCCCCUCCUCCCCGGCGGCGGGGCGGGAGCGGUCGGGGCCGCUGGGUGCCGAGCUUCCCGCGGCUUCCUGCCGGAAAGGGCCUCCUCUUCUCCUUUUGUUCGUGUCUCUGCUCCUCGCAGCAGCCCGAGAGCUUCCGCUCUGCUGCAAGGACAGCGACUGGUUAUUUCUCCCCCCCCCCCAGGGUGCGGAGGAUUUCCCCGACUGCUGCAUCCUGAUCCUCAGGCUUCUGCCUGCAGCCUUCCACGCGUCGGGAACGCCUCUAGCUUCUCUGGUUGUUGGAAGCGUACCUUACAAAACCCUCCUAACGAAAAUUUGGUCACCGUCGGCCUGACCAAACCAACGUGUUUUUCCACUCGUAAAAAUGAAAGGGGGCAUCGAUGGACUAAAAUUGCUCUUGUCGGCCCCUGGCCGUGAGGCUUCUGUUUUCCUUCUGCUUUGUAGCGCUACAUGACAGUUCCAAUUCACUCGUCUGUCAGAAAAGCAAUGUCUCGCCAGCCUCUCUUGAGCUCUCUUGCUGUAGCAUCCUUUCUGAUAUAAUGCAGUAGUAUAUGCCCUCACAGCAGGCACGAAAUUCCUGCACUGGUCCUAUUUUCUUUCCAAAAAGCAAGCAGAACGCUCCAGAAAGUGUUGAAGUUGGAGAGUCAACUGUUCAUUUUAUUUCAAAAUUGGAGCUUGUCGUCAUGGAGACAGAUGUUCUCGGUUGCACAACAAACCAACAUUUAGCCAGGAAGCGAUGCUGUUGUAAGCUUGCCUGUAGUAGAGACCAACCAGUGCUAACUUUCAGACAACUUGAUUUUAAGAAGAACGGUACAAAUACCAUCUUGAUUCAAAACAUCUAUCGUAACCCCCAAAACAGUGCACAGACGGCUGACGGCUCACACUGUGCUGUCAGCGAUGUUGAGAUGCAGGAACAUUAUGAUGAAUUCUUUGAGGAGGUCUUCACGGAAAUGGAAGAAAAAUAUGGUGAAGUUGAGGAGAUGAACGUUUGUGAUAAUCUUGGAGAUCAUCUAGUUGGAAACGUAUACGUAAAGUUUCGCCGUGAAGAAGAUGCAGAGAAGGCUGUGAUUGACCUGAACAAUCGCUGGUUUAAUGGGCAGCCCAUUCAUGCUGAGCUUUCACCUGUGACUGACUUCAGAGAGGCCUGUUGCCGCCAAUACGAAAUGGGAGAAUGUACACGAGGAGGUUUCUGCAACUUUAUGCAUUUGAAGCCCAUUUCUCGAGAGUUAAGGCGCGAGUUGUAUGGGCGGCGUCGUAAAAAGCAUCGAUCCAGGUCGAGGUCCCGUGAACGUCGGUCUAGAUCCAGAGAUCGUGGUCGUGGAGGUGGUGGUGGAGGAGGAGGAGGCCGUGAACGUGAUAGGAGGCGGUCAAGAGAUCGUGAAAGAUCUGGUCGAUUCUGAGCCAUGCCAUUUUUACUGUAUGUCUGCUAGAAAGUGUUGUAGUUUGACCAAACAAGUUCAUAAUGAGAUUUUUUUUAAGAUGGGCUUCUGAAUAAAAAAUUUGUAGUGAUACAGUAUUCUUUGUGUAACUUGUUUCUUGUGGGGGGGAGGAGUCUUUUUAACUGUCAUUCCUCUAUCUUGACAAAUACCUAGAUUAACUAUGCCUGAGAGAAAGGUGGUAAAUGUAUUGGAGGAGCGCCAGUUUUGGGGUUUUUUUGGGUUUGGUUUUUUUGGGGAGGGGGGUUAUAAUUUGAACUGUUGAUGAAAAUGUGUGUGUAUAUAAUAUAAAAUAUUAUAUACAUAGUAAAAAUAAUAUACUGCUUAAGAAACAGUUACUCACAUAAGUUUCCCUUUUCUGCUAUGCUGUCUGCUUAUUUAGGUUAGUUUAGGUACAUUUAAAAGGAAGGCUGUGCGAAAUGCAUUUAUUUACCGAGUAGUAAACGCUUAGUUACAAAAAUGUAUGUUUGUUUGUUACCAGAAGUCUGUGCUCUGUCUAUCAAUGUGACUGUGGCAUUUACAAUAAAUCCAAUUUCUUGGUGUAAAAUCUAAAGCCUAUUUUCUAAGCACACUGGAGUAGCUGAGUUGCUACUCCUGGCCGUGCCAGAGUUCAUAGUUCAAUUUUUUUAUGAUUCUUGACUAAAUUCCUUGGUUUUGGCUGGAAAGAAAGUUGCCUAGUGCAGUGUGAAAAAAAAAA
This is a messenger RNA of Calypte anna (Anna's hummingbird), 2270 nucleotides long. RefSeq names its product U2 small nuclear RNA auxiliary factor 1 (gene U2AF1). The transcript has 10 exons. Gene Ontology annotation, cellular component: U2AF complex; spliceosomal complex. Gene Ontology annotation, molecular function: pre-mRNA 3'-splice site binding; metal ion binding. Bases 689 to 1537 code for a protein of 282 amino acids. The record is from RefSeq and is a predicted model, not a curated record. Gene Ontology annotation, biological process: mRNA splicing, via spliceosome. Lineage: Eukaryota; Metazoa; Chordata; Aves; Apodiformes; Trochilidae.